AUGGCUGAGGGCAAUCAUACCCAGGUGACAGAGUUCAUUUUCUUGGGCUUCACAGAUAAUCCACGCCUAGAAAUGGCUCUCUUUGUGGUCUUUCUUUUCAUCUACCUGGCAGAUGUGGUAGGAAAUGUGGGCAUGAUCCUCCUGAUCACCGUAGAUGAGCAACUCCACACACCCAUGUAUUUCUUCCUUUGCCACCUCUCCUUAGUGGAUCUGGGCUACUCUACUGCCAUUGCCCCACGUAUGCUGGCUGACUUCUUACGCCAGCGAAAAACUAUCUCCUUCUCCAACUGUGCCACACAGUUUGCAUUUUUUGUAGGCUUUGUGGAUGCUGAAUGCUAUGUCUUGGCUGCCAUGGCAUAUGACCGCUAUGUGGCCAUCUGCCGUCCUCUCCAUUAUACCACAGUCAUGUCAAAGCAGGUUUGUCUGGUACUGGCUAUUGGUUCCUACGUAGCAGGUCUAAUAAGCCUGGUGUCCCAUACCAGCCUGACUUUCAGCUUAGAUUACUGUGGCUCCAAUAUCAUCAAUCAUUUCUUCUGUGAGAUCCCCCCACUCCUAGCAUUGUCUUGCUCUGACACCUACAUGAGUGAGAUCCUCCUCUUCAGCCUCUGUGGCUUCAUCGAGUUCAGCACCAUCCUUAUCAUCCUUAUCUCCUAUCUCUUCAUCUUUGCUGCCAUCAUGAGGAUCCGCUCUGCUGAGGGCAGACGUAAGGCCUUCUCUACAUGUGCUUCCCACCUCACUGGAGUCACCCUCUUUUAUGGGACAGUUAUGUUUAUGUAUCUGAGGCCGACAUCCAGUUACUCAUUAGAUCAGGACAAAUGGGCCUCUGUGUUCUACACGGUUGUGAUUCCUAUGCUCAAUCCUCUAAUCUACAGCCUUAGGAACAAAGAUGUGAAGGAAGCUUUUAGAAGAGUUAUGCAGUCACUGAGAUGA
Molecule: messenger RNA, 930 nt
Organism: Lacerta agilis (Sand lizard)
Lineage: Eukaryota; Metazoa; Chordata; Lepidosauria; Squamata; Lacertidae
Product: olfactory receptor 1019
Exons: 2
Coding region: 1-930 (309 amino acids)
Biological process (GO): G protein-coupled receptor signaling pathway; sensory perception of smell
Cellular component (GO): membrane
Molecular function (GO): odorant binding; G protein-coupled receptor activity; olfactory receptor activity
Source: RefSeq, a predicted model, not a curated record